Drosophila simulans is the source of this 563-nucleotide messenger RNA. RefSeq names its product putative odorant-binding protein A10 (gene a10). Lineage: Eukaryota; Metazoa; Arthropoda; Insecta; Diptera; Drosophilidae. Bases 15 to 482 code for a protein of 155 amino acids. The record is from RefSeq and is a predicted model, not a curated record. The transcript is spliced from 2 exons.
CGAUCGAUUCGAAAAUGGGACAGCCCGGUUUCCGUCGUGCCAUGGGGCACUUUUCGUUGGUGGUGGCACUGAUGUGCACCACCUGUUUCCAAGUGGAAGGACUACCCCAUCCGCCGGCCACGUCGCCGUCUCCAAUGAUGGAAAGGAUGGUGGAGCAGGCCUACGACGAUAAGUUUGACAACGUCGAUCUGGACGAGAUCCUUAACCAAGAGCGACUGUUGAUUAACUACAUAAAGUGCCUGGAGGGCACAGGUCCUUGCACUCCCGAUGCCAAGAUGCUGAAGGAGAUCCUACCUGACGCCAUCCAAACCGAUUGCACCAAGUGCACGGAGAAGCAGCGGUAUGGUGCUGAAAAAGUGACCCGUCAUCUCAUCGACAACCGACCCACCGACUGGGAGCGUCUGGAGAAGAUCUACGAUCCCGAGGGAACCUACCGCAUCAAAUACCAGGAGAUGAAGUCCAAGGCCAAUGAGGAGCCUUAAUCAACCUCUAUUUUACUUCGUUGUUAUCUUAAGUGAUUUUAUUUUGCUUUAAUUAACGAAUAAACUGCAGAGAAGCUUCAA